Messenger RNA from Penicillium salamii, 363 nucleotides. NCBI's taxonomy places the organism in Eukaryota, Fungi, Ascomycota, Eurotiomycetes, Eurotiales, Aspergillaceae. The record is from the annotation of a GenBank genome assembly.
AUGGCCCUUCGAUCAAUUACCUCUCUCAACCUCCGAACAGCAAAAGCAAUGGCCCCCAUCGAACGUAUCACCUUAUUUAAGAUCCCCAAUGAGGCGGAUCGAGACCGCGUGCUCGAGCAGUACAAGGUUCUCGCAAAGACUGCCACCAAGGAUGGCAAGCCCUACAUCGUCGCUGCGGCUGUUGGCAUUUCAAUCCCAGACCCCAGGAACAAGGGAUAUAACAUCUCUGUUAAGACGACAUUCGCUUCACUAGAUGAUAUGAAGUACUACGAUACCGACUGCGAGGCGCACAAGGCAUUGAAGGCCAUCGCGGGUCCAGCCAAGGAGGAUGUCUUGACGACUUAUUAUGAGAACAUUCUAUGA